AUGACCUUCCUUUACAACCCUACUUUCUACCCUUUUCCGUUUCUCUUCUGCUCUCUAUCCUCCUCCCAUUACUUUUUCACAAAUCAGCUUGGUAAGAAACUUAUCUGCUCGAUGCCCUGUAAUUAGACCGCCGGAACGAUCGUGAUGGUCGGUGUUUAUUCUUGAUCAACGACCAAGCAUUUGUGAUUACAGCAGCAAAGAAAGAGAAGAUACGUAUACGGACGAAGGGUAGUUCAGGAAACUGAAUUGUAUUUUAUGAUCGACUGAACUCCAACGCUAGCCUUGGUAGCGUUUUGUUUCAGUCCGUGUUUUCCAGCUGCAGCUCAAAAUAGCCUUUUGUCCAAACGAGGCUACUUUUACUGCUAUUGACCGAAACUAGUCAGUUUUUUGGGAUAGCAGGACGAUGGUGAAAGCAGUAGUGGGAGAGGAGGUGCAGCUGAAAUUAGCUGAAGAGCGGCUUACCAAAUCCGGGUUCGCUGCUCAGAUAGGGCUUGUGAUAGGGAAGCUGAGCUCAAGCUUAGAUCGCGGUUUCAUAUUCGAAUUGCUCCCGACGCCGCUGUGCGACUCUGGAGAGCCGGCUUGCUCAAUUAUAAGUGGCGCGAAAGAUGACCGGAAGAAAGGAUCGAAAGAGAAGACGCAGGCAGACUCUUCCUCUUUAUUCGUUGACAAGGAUUGGGUUGCUGAACACGCUCGGCAGGUUGGAAGAAUGCUAUUGGGUGGUGUGAAAGUAGUUGGCAUCUACAUAUGGGCCAGCGACAGCUCAAUUAAGAACUCAAUGCUAACAAUUUGUCAGACUAUACAAGCUGUCGCAAAGGCUACACCUCUUUUAGAUGCUAAUUUUGAUGAGAGGCUGCUUGUUCACAUUUGUUACAGUCCCAUGAGAUGGACGACUCGGAAUUGCUCAAUUACUUCUAAUAUAAGUUCAACCAGUCUAAGACCAUGUGAUUUCAAAAUGGGGAAAGUUUUUGCGUCCUUGCAGACAUUCAGAUGCAGAUAUGCUUUUGAUGUUAGAUUGCCAAUAUUCAGUGAGGAUGGAUCCAACAAUAUAAGAUUGGUUGACGUUCUUCGCCAUUGUAUUUCACUUCUUGCCAAAGAGCUAAAAUGUGGAAAGGCUUUGAUUAAUGGAAAAUUGGCAAUUGGGAAUGAGCAAGUCGCUGCAUCAGAUGGUGUACAUGAUGUUAAGUUCCUCUUACCUUUUAUGCAAGAUAAGUUUGACGGAUGCAGCCAAAAGGACAUAAUUGGUGGUCUUGUGUUUACCGGUGCUAUUUGCUGUUAUGCUUACUUGAAUGUAAAGGAACAACUUUCACAAGUUUUGACUGACAUUAAGGAAGAUAUAAUAUCGAGUUUGCAAAGUAGAUUAGAUAUCAUGUGUGAUGCGGCAGAGAGGGAAUCAGAAGCUAUUGAUGGCAGCGUAGGAGAAGAAGCGGGGGAUCAUGUAUCAACCGAAGAACCAUUCUUACUUCUUCCAUUACAGUUGCAAAGGAAAAGUUGCAAGCUAAUGUUUCCUCGGAGAGUGUUUCUUCCUUGGUUAGCCAAUAUAUAUGUUUGUGACUACUUGCAGCCAUCUGAAACAGUUGAGGUUCUUAAGGAUCAUUAUGCUGAGUUGAUGUCCAUAGAAGUUCCAGUUGAUUUAUCAAAAGUUUUAGAGCCUGAAUCAGAAGCUCCUACUUUCAUAUCAUCUGCAACCACCAACAAGCAGCAGCCAUUUUGGGACAUGAUGAAUCCAAAGUACACGAACAUCUCAAAGCACGAAGAAACAAAAGGUUUGAGAAGUGACCCGAAGUCUAAAAACUUAGCACCCCUCAACAUGAUGAUACCGCUUUUUGUUCUUAUUCUGUCACUAAUUGUGGGAGUGGUAGCAUUUGCUGUCAGGUCAUCAUAUUGAAUAGUUUACCUAUCAGGUAAGUAAACUGGUUUCCCUCCUACACAGUAAUCAUUGUUCUGCUACUGCAAAUGAGGGUAGAAGUAGCAUGGUCACUAGUUGGUGGGCUGGGUUUAGCUGGAUCCUCAUUUGGUCCGAAAUAGUCUCUCUUGAAACUCGCUGAUUGUAGUAGACGUGCAUGGGGUUUGGGUUAGGCCAUUUGGGCCUAAAUAUACUCUGAAAUUUGAAUCCAUACAAAUUAUUCAAAUUUAAAUAUACUCGUGUUUGACAUUGAUGAUAAAAC
Messenger RNA from Cuscuta europaea, 2165 nucleotides. The record is from the annotation of a GenBank genome assembly. Lineage: Eukaryota; Viridiplantae; Streptophyta; Magnoliopsida; Solanales; Convolvulaceae.